CAAAAUAAUCAUGGGUACUUGUGGAGAUAAGAGUAAAAAGGGAAAUUUAUAAGGUAAAACAGGUUCAGAUAAAUGUAAAAUUCACAAUAAUGCUUUUGAUUGUGUUAGUUAGAAUUAUACAGACAGAAACUAAACAUUUAAAGCAUGUCCUUUAUGUAGGAAGGAUAGAAUAACGGAAUAGUUUAUUACAUUUAAAGAGAUUUAAAGUAAGCUUUAAAGUUAGAAGUCAUGUGAUUUGAUUAUAGAAUAUAAAAACACAAUGUUACCAUUAUUAAAUGAGACAGAAUAAUUAAGAGUAAAAUUAGUAUAAUAAGCUGAUGAAAUCUAUGAAAUUCUGUUAAAUGGGAUCUAUGAGUUAUUUGUUAAUUGUUUAUUUAAGAAAUUACCAAAUAAGCUUUUUACAAAUGAAGAUAUAUUUGAUGUAUUUAGUUUAAUAAUUGAACUAUAGUUAGUGACAGAAAAGACUAUAGAAGAUUUUAAUAAAAUAGUUAGCUCACAAAUGUUAUUUUAAAAUAGUGAUGAUUUAAGUGCAAUCUUGUUGACUAAAGUUUUAUAUAAUGAAUAGGAAGGAAAAUAGUUUAUAGAUGCUUUAAAGGAAGUUUAAGGAGUGAAAAAGAAAUUAGAAAGGGUUAAUAAUGAUUUAGAAAUAUAAAAGAAAGAUAUAUAGAAAAAGAUUUAAUAAAUGUGUAAAUAGGUAUAGUAUAAAUUAUAUUAAAUACAAUAGAGUGCAGUGGAGAUGCCAAAAAUAGAUUUGAAAGAACCUUCUUUAUAAUUUUUGAUUGAAAAAAAUAAAGAAGAUUAAGAAUAUUUAAUAGAGUCUAUAAAAGCAGUAAUAAUUAGAAAUUAGAUAAUAGAUGUAAGGAGUGUAAGAUAUAAUAAUUGAACCAAAUUAAGUAGAGAGAUAAGAAAAUCCUUAGGUGAAAUCAAUAAUUUCUAUAGAUUAAAGAUUAAUAGCAUAUAGUUCUGGAACAAGAAUAUUUAUUUUUGAUAAAACAAAAAACUUUUAAUUUAUAUUAUAAUUAGAUUGUGAAAAUGAUAUAUCAUCAUUAUGUUCAGUAACAUUAGAAGAUAAAAAAACAUAUAUAAUUGCAUGGUAUAAGAUUAUAUAUUAAUAAUAAGUGUUGAAGAGAAUGAGUAAUCAUUUUAAUUGUAAUUAUGGGAUUGGGAAAACUUUGAUAAAUGGAAGGUAAUUAAUGCUCAUGAGAAAUAUAUUUGGUAGAUUAUAAGUUUACCAAAAUAUUUAAUAGCAACAUGUUCAGAAGAUGGAGUAAAUAUUAAAAUGUUAUUUAAAAGACAACUAAAAUUUUUAAUGCUUAAACAUAAUAAUAAGUAUAAAAGAUAGCUGUUCAUUAAGCAAGUGUUAAUGAUAUAGCUUUAAUUAAUCCAAAUAUUAUUGUUACUGUUUCAGAUGAUGGUACAAUUGUAGCUUCUAAUUUCUUAAGUGGAGAUUUUGUUGGAAUAGUUUCUUAAGAAUGUGAAAUAAAAACAGUGAUUGCAUUAGAUGGAAUUAGAUUUGUCACUGGAAAUAAUUCUGGAGAAAUAAGAAUCUAUACUUUUAUUUAAUCUAUAGAAAUGUAAUAAGUUAUUAAAGCUCAUUCUUCUGUUAUUAGAUUUAUUAGAAGAAUAGAUUAAAAGUAAUUAAUUAUUUAUUUAUAAUAGAUUAUUUGUUACUUCAUCUUGGGAUGGAACUCAUAAAUUUUAUUCUAUUUUAGAUGGAGAAAUCAAAGUUAUUAAUGGACCUAAAAAGAAUUUCCCUGAACCACUUCUUUGGAUUGAAGAAAUAGGUUGUUUAAUAGCUUCUGCUGGUGGAAUUCUUUAAAAAUAUAAAUGA
Messenger RNA from Paramecium sonneborni, 1831 nucleotides. Lineage: Eukaryota; Ciliophora; Oligohymenophorea; Peniculida; Parameciidae. The record is from the annotation of a GenBank genome assembly.